Molecule: messenger RNA, 2160 nt
Organism: Megachile rotundata (alfalfa leafcutting bee)
Lineage: Eukaryota; Metazoa; Arthropoda; Insecta; Hymenoptera; Megachilidae
Product: protein decapentaplegic
Cellular component (GO): extracellular region
Molecular function (GO): cytokine activity; growth factor activity
Source: RefSeq, a predicted model, not a curated record
CACGUUGAAUCACCAUAAUGAUCAGCGAUUUAAAAAGUAUAGCUCUAUUAUGUUACUUUAAUUUACAAACUAAUCACACGUGGCGCUAACUUGUAUCUCCUACUAGUGGGAGAUAGUUCUUACGGAUCUUUCGUUCUACUCGUUUUUCUUUUUCUCUCUCCCCUCUCAAUAACUACAGUUGUACUCUUCCUCUCGACUUCUCGAAGAUUUCCGCGUAUCGAGUCGAGUUCAACAUCAGUGCGUACCAUCCUAAACGUUCUCUAUUUGCAUAAAUGAUUGCAGUGUUUAGAGAAUUAACGACUACGUUUAACUAAAGUUUGCGUGUUGCUUACAAAAAAUAUUCUAACUAAAAUUUCUACUGUUUAUUCUGCCGUUGGUUCUAAUUUUUCUUUCCCUUUCGGUGCACAAGUGCGAAAAUAUCAGAUAGCGCGACGAAGUUCCAACAUCGAUGUAUCGAUACUAAAGACUCCCGCGGGCGAGGUUUUGAGACAAUAGUUUCCGAGUGAGGUUACAUGGACUCAUUGAAAUGUCGUGGUUCCUCAAACGACGGACUUACGAUUAGCUCAGACGAUGACGUGCUGCUUAUGUAUACUCGACACCUUGUAUCUUUACUCUACCCGUGCCGCAUUCCUUCGGUGCAACUGUGCGAUGUUCGAGUUAAACAGGAUACCAACGUUUCCACUUGGAGGCAACAUCCGUGAGCAACGACAUCACAAUGCGUAUGUUGCUGCCACUGAGAUUGGUUUUCGUCGCAGCAGGUCUGCUGCUGGCAACUACCAAAGCAAACAUGCACUUACAUUUGCAUUCUGAUGCUGCUCAACACUUUGCCAUUGGUGAACGUGAACAAGCAAUUGCUGGUAUUGAAGCUAGCCUUCUUUCGCUUCUUGGUUUUGCCAAACGACCAAAACCCCAAGGUCCAGCUCAUGUUCCAGAGUCAUUGAAAAAACUUUAUAUUAAACAGAAUACUAUUGGUAUGGCUGAUAUUGCCAAACCAGGAAUCCAUGCCAGAUCUGCUAACACUGUUCGUUCUUUUCAACACAUUGAAAGCGAGUUGGAUCAUAAAUUUCAGUCGCCAAAUCGUUUUCGUCUCUCUUUUGACUUAAGUAGCAUACCAUCAGGAGAAAAAUUACAAGCUGCUGAAUUAAGUCUUUCUCGUAUACCUAUUUUAAAUGGAGAUUCUGAACAAAAACUAAGUCGAAUAUUGGUGUACGACAUUUUACGCCCUGGUAUGAAAGGACAGAGUGCUGCACUAUUACGUUUAAUUGAUAGUAAACCAAUAAAUAUUAGAAAGAAUGAUACAGUCAGUUUAGAUGUUCAUCCUGCUGUGGAAAGAUGGAUGAAUGAUCCUAAAAAUAAUCAUGGACUCUUGGUACAUGUACGUGGACUGAAACAGGAACAUGUACGUUUAAAAAGAAGUGUAGAUGAACGAAACGAUACGUGGGUUGUUAGUCGUCCAAUGUUAUUUACCUAUACAGAUGAUGGCAGAUACAAGAUGUCUUCUGCAAGUCAAAUAAUGGAUCGUCGUGCUAGAAGAGCGGCUCUUCGAAAAAAUCGCAGAAAAGAUGGUCGUGAAAAUUGUAGGCGACAUCCACUUUACGUCGAUUUUGCGGAUGUUGGUUGGAAUGACUGGAUCGUUGCUCCUCCUGGUUACGAUGCUUUUUACUGCCAUGGUGAUUGUCCAUUUCCAUUGGCAGAUCAUUUGAAUUCUACUAAUCAUGCAAUUGUUCAAAACUUGGUUUACUCAACUAAACCAAGCAUGGUGCCAAAAGCUUGUUGCGUACCUACAGCACUGAGUUCAAUAUCUAUGUUAUAUCUUGAUGAAGAAAACAAAGUGGUUUUAAAAAAUUAUCAGGACAUGGCUGUUCUUGGAUGUGGGUGCCGUUGACUAUUUGCUAACCAAUUUAGUAAACUAUUUUAACAGUGAAGAAUACACGUGCAAUAAAAACGGAAAUAGUUAAAAAAGAAGCAUGACAAUUUGAAAGAAUGAUGUAAAAUUUUGUUAGAUUAAAUGGAAGGUAAAUAACUUUUGGAGAGUAUGUUCGAAUGUUUAUUAAAUGAUUGUAUAAUUAAUGCACACUUAGGAUUUUAUAUUUGUUACAAUGAAUAGUCCAAACUGUCUAAUGUGUCCGUUAUUCAUAAAAUAAAGCGAGAUCUGAAGAA